Striga hermonthica is the source of this 1215-nucleotide messenger RNA. NCBI's taxonomy places the organism in Eukaryota, Viridiplantae, Streptophyta, Magnoliopsida, Lamiales, Orobanchaceae. The record is from the annotation of a GenBank genome assembly.
AUGGAGGAAGCGGAAGAGAGGAGGAGAAUAUGCAGAGAGAAGAGCCCCGAGAGGGGCAAAGCGUGCGUGAAGCCCCGAGUGAUGAGGCCCACUUUCAAGAAACUCCAGAUUGUUUAUUAUCUCUCCCGAAAUGGCCAUCUUGAGCACCCUCAUUACAUGGAACUCACUCAUCUUGCUCAUCAACACCUCCGCUUGAAAGAUGUUAUCGAUAAGCUGACAGUCCUCAGGGGUAAAGCCAUGCCUUCUCUCUACUCCUGGUCUUGCAAAAGGAGCUACAAGAAUGGGUAUGUUUGGAACGAUCUGACGGAAAAUGACGUCAUUUAUCCGUCGGAAGGAGCCGAGUAUGUGCUCAAAGGAUCUGAGCUCAUGAUGGAAGACAAACUGCAGCAGCAGCAGCAGAAUCUUCAAUUAGGACCACUGAGUAGUGCCCUACAGUCCCCAAAUUUACAGCCAAAACACGCCUCAAAGCGACACGAGGAGUUUGUGAACAGAAACUGCCAACAGCACAGAGGAAUUACCGAGCAGCGGGAAAAUGUAGACGAAGACGAUGAUGAUGAGUAUGAAGAGGAUAAUCCUCCGAUCGUUGAAGCAUUCAAGCGAACACCUGGCGCGCACAAAAUUAACUGCCCGUCGUCGGAGUUAACGCUCCCCAACGGCGGCGGCGGCGGCGGCGCAGCUUCGUUGUCGCCACCGUCCGCAACGUCAUCAACCGGGUCCGAGAAGAACGGUGGGAGACCCGGGGGAGGGGAGCAGGUCGGGGUGGAGCCGCUGCUGAGCCGGAACUCGAUGCUUCUCAGCCUCAUCGCGUGCGGCGGAUCGGCCUCGUUCAGGAAGGCAGCGCCGCCGCCUACGACGCCGCCGAGGAGGAGCGGAUGCGGGGUUGAUCUGCGGAGGGAGGCGGUCCGGAGGGCGGCGGCGACGGAGGACGAGACGGCGGCGAUGAUGAUCGGGUGCAUGUCGGAGAAUCCGCGCUUCGGUGGGGUGACGGUGGAGGAGAAGGAGUAUUACAGCGGGAGCAUUGUGGAGGCUAUGGCCAACGUCAGGGUGGAGGCGGAGGCCGCCGGCGGACUCAAGAAAUCGGCAUCCCACAAUCAGGAAAGGAGCACAAUGGCAGGACUAGAAGGAGCAGCAAAUGAGGAGUUGGAUAAUGACAAGUGCUUGAUAGGGAAAUGCAUCCCAAUGAAAAAGUCAUCUUCCAAACACCCUAAAAAAUAA